Propithecus coquereli (Coquerel's sifaka) is the source of this 708-nucleotide messenger RNA. RefSeq names its product BPI fold containing family A, member 3 (gene BPIFA3). The transcript is spliced from 7 exons. Bases 25 to 708 code for a protein of 227 amino acids. NCBI's taxonomy places the organism in Eukaryota, Metazoa, Chordata, Mammalia, Primates, Indriidae. Gene Ontology annotation, molecular function: lipid binding. The record is from RefSeq and is a predicted model, not a curated record.
CACCUGCAGGUCCCAGACCCCAAGAUGCGCCCACUCUGGAGGCUCCUCGUCCUCCUCGGAUUGCUGGCCUUGCCCUCAACACUGAACAAGCAGCCACAGCUUGCCCUGGCCAAGGCCCACAUAGACAGCAGACCUACCCUGGCAAGAAUUAUUGUCCAAGGCCUCAUAAAGUACAACGUAGAAAGACGAAUCCAGAACAUUCACCUUUUGGACAGUCUAAAUGCCCCAGUGCAGGUGGACCCGGGGAUGCUGGGCUGGCUGAUCGGUUGCAGGAAACUCCAGCAGCGGCAAUAUAUCAGCACCAACAUCACCAACAUUCAACUGGACUAUGGUGGGAUCCAGAUGUCUUUUCAUAAGGAGCAGUUCUCUGCAAACAUCUCACUUGAAUUCGACAUUGAAUUGAGACCGGCCUUCAGUAACAUCAUACAGAUGCGCGCACACAUGAACCUCCUCGUGGCGUUCUGGCUGGAGACAGACGAGUUUGGCCGAAGAGAUCUGGUGAUAGGCAAAUGCCACACAGAGCCCAGCACUGUCCUCGUGACUGUCCCCCCUGAGGCCAUUCCAUCAAAGAUGAAGCACGCGCUCUUCAAUUUAAAAGAGAACCUGGAAAAACUUGUCCCACACCUGGUAGAAGGUCAGGUAUGUCCUCUAAUCUGUGAAAUCCUCGGGCGGUUGGAUGUGAAACUGUUGAAAAGCCUCAUGGAAUAG